GUAGAGGUUUUCCUCAAGUAAGCCGUGAAAAUUCGCAUUGCCACCCAUUUCCAGCUGCUGUUAAAACUUAAGGGGGGAAAAAAAGAAAAUGCCAAACAAGCCAGGGGUUGUGGAGGGGACAGAAUGGCCUGUUUGCAGUGUGCCGGUUAAGGACAGCGUGAUGGAGCUGAAGCACAGAGAUUUCACCAUGAAAAAUAUGGGAAACCUCAAACCUAUAUCCAGAAAAACCACAGUCCACAACUUAUCAAAUUCUGUUGAACAGCAAUCCUUAACUACAAUCAUGGCAACUGUCAGUAAUGAGGUGCACCAUUUGGUAGAUCCUGGAAUCUCAAAGCUGCAGUUUGCUCCCUUCAGUAGUGCCUUGGAUGCAGGAUUCUGGCAUGAGCUAACACAGAAGAAACUCAAUGAGUACCGACUGGAUGAAACCCCAAAAGUUAUCAAGGGAUACUACUAUAAUGGUGAUCCUUUGGGUUUGCCAGCUCGCUUGACAUUGGAGUUUAGUGCCUUUGACAUUUUCUUUCUUUUAUUCAGGAACUCUGCAAUACCAGCACGUUGCUGCCCUGCUUUUGGAACAUUGUAUAACACCAACACUUUUGAGACUUUCAAGUCCUGUGAUAAGAAAUCACUUCUGGAAAAAGAAGCGAAUGAUAUAUGGGAGUCAAUAAAAUCUGGAGCUGCUCUUGAAAACCCUAUGCUCCUGAACAGGUUCCUGCUCCUGACAUUCGCAGACUUAAAAAAGUACCACUUUUAUUACUGGUUUUGCUACCCUGCUCUCUGCUUCCCUGAUGGAAUACAAAUAAUUCAGAAACCAGUGUGUCUUGGUGACAGAUUGCCAAUAAAUCAGAUUCAAGCACUUCAGAAAGCAUAUGAUGAACUUUGCCAGAAGGAGGGUGUUACAGCCUUGCCUUAUUUUUUAGUUAAGUAUCAUGACAGUUCUGUCAUGGUAUCUGUACUGAAAAAGUGGGAUGAUUUCUUCAAAGGCGAACGGGGAAAGGUGACAGUUGGAGUUUAUGAUCCAUGUAAUUUAUCCCACUAUCCAGGAUGGCCACUGAGAAAUUUCCUGAUCCUGGCAGCCCACAAAUGGGGCAGCACUCUCCAGUCAGUUGAAGUUAUCUGCUUCAGAGAUAGGACCAUGCAAGGAGUGAGAGAGAUAACACACAGCAUUAUCUUUGAAAUAAAACUUCCAGAGAGACCCCUUGGCCCAGAUUGUCCAAAAGCUGUUGGAUGGGAGAAAAACCAAAAAGGAGGCAUGGGUCCAAGGAUGGUGAAUCUCAGUGAAUGCAUGGAUCCAAAAAGGUUAGCAGAAUCAUCAGUGGAUCUUAAUUUGAAACUGAUGUGCUGGCGGUUGGUGCCUACGCUUGAUUUGGAAAAAAUUGUGUCUGCCAAGUGUCUGCUGCUAGGAGCUGGUACACUGGGUUGUAGUGUUGCAAGGACCUUGAUGGGCUGGGGAGUCAGGAAAAUUACAUUUGUGGACAAUGCAAAGAUUUCCUACUCCAACCCAGUUCGACAGCCACUGUAUGAGUUUGAAGAUUGUCUUAGUGGUGGGAAGCCCAAGGCACUUGCAGCAGCAGAGAGGCUGCAGAAAAUCUUCCCAGGAGUGAGUUCAGAAGGCUACAACAUGAGCAUCCCUAUGCCAGGCCACCCAGUGAAUUUUUCUGAAGUAACAAUGGCACAGGCUCGGAAGGAUGUGGCUAAACUUGAAGAGCUAAUUGAUGCUCAUGAUGUUGUUUUCCUGCUAAUGGACACCAGAGAGAGUCGAUGGCUUCCUGCUGUCAUUGCAGCCAGCAAGAGGAAGUUGGUCAUCAAUGCUGCCUUGGGAUUUGACACAUUUGUUGUUAUGAGACACGGACUAAAGAAACCAAAACAGCAAGAAUCGGGUGACUCAUGUCUCAGCAAUGCCUCUGGUUCUUCUGAUCUUUUGGGAUCAUCACUUUUUUCAAAUAUCCCUGGCUAUAAACUGGGCUGCUACUUCUGCAACGAUGUUGUGGCACCAGGGGAUUCCACCAGGGAUCGGACAUUGGAUCAGCAGUGCACGGUCAGUCGACCUGGAUUAGCCAUGGUAGCUGGAGCUCUUGCAGUGGAAUUAAUGGUUUCUGUUUUACAGCAUCCAGAAGGUGGUUAUGCUGUGGCCAGCAGUAGUGAUGAUAGGAUGAAUGAACCACCUACUUCUCUUGGACUGGUUCCUCAUCAGAUCCGUGGAUUUUUAUCAAGAUUUGAUAACGUUCUCCCAGUCAGCCUGGCAUUUGAUAAGUGCACAGCCUGUUCAACCAAAGUCCUUGACCAAUAUGAACGAGAAGGGUUUAAUUUCCUAGCUAAAGUUUUUAAUUCUUCACAUUCCUUCUUAGAAGACUUGACAGGUCUAACUUUAUUACACCAGGAGACACAGGCUGCUGAGAUCUGGGACAUGAGUGAUGAUGAAACAGUCUGAAAAAGGGCUGAAUGAGGUGGAAGAUGACCUACUUUGGGCUGCAGCUCUGCCUUUUAUCUGUUCUUUGACAAGUUAAUGAUUGCUUACCCCUUCUGACUGCUAGAAACACAAACAAAUAUAAUCCACAUUUUGACAGUAUCUUCACAUUAAUAGCAGUCUGUUAUGGAUAUAACUCCACGUUUUCAUUUUAUGAUGUGAAUAACUAAAGCAAUGUGGUUCUGUUUAAACAUUGUCUUCCUUUUUUUUUUUUUUUUUUUGUAGUUUCUAUAUGUGGCUUAGAUAUAAAAUCUGCUGCUUAAGGAAACUUUGGUGGUUAAUUUGUCCCUCUUUUUAUUUUGCCUGUCAGUGGACACGUCCAGGCAGCAUGUCUAAAUGUCUUUUUUUCAUCUUUGCCAGAUUUGCACCCUUUAAGUUGUAACGUGUUUUUAAGAUUGAGAAUAUUCUGCUCUUGGGAGUUAAACUGCAUCUUUACAGGAGGGCCAGAGUAGGCAAGAACAUCUACUGCCUCCACCACAUUGAUUGCUGCUUCCAGAUACAUAUUUAUAGGACAAUUUAUUCCCUUUUCUUUGUUAUAGUAUGGCUGUUCUGGCCUGUGUCAAUGGAGGUGUUAUUCUCUGUAAAGGUCUCAUCAUUCCAUGCUAUGGAAAAAAAAACCUGCUUUGACUUAUAUUUACAGAGGAAGGACCAAAAUGUGUUGGUAUCAUCAUUAGAUUGCCCUGAAGGGAAGACUGUUACAUAGUAGAAGUUGCUUUUGGGGAAGUAUCAUUGGUUCAGUCAGAACCUGUGGUGAAAUGCUUAACAAAAGUAAGAAAUUGGUUCUCCAACUUUGCUGUUCUUGGAUGCAGUCAGGCAGUAUUUCACAGGUGUUGACAAAAACCAAUUCUCAUUUUCAUUUUGGUUGGAUUUUAAGUUUUUCAUCUUUUGCGGCGUCAGAAAUGGCUUCAGAGAUUAUGGCUGAGCACAAACAGUAGUUUCAGAAUCCUGGAGUUUAAAAGAUAACUUGAGAAGAAUUGUUUUGUAAUAUAUCAAAGUACAGUAUUACAAAAUUAUAAGUUAAUCUAGUGGUUUUUACCUCGGCAUGUGUUUUAAAAGUGUGCUUGUAAUCCCUUUUAUGGCUUUAUGUUGGGGGGAUUAUGGGCUAACUCACUGAGAAAAAAUGCAAAUCACUUUAUCUGCCAGUUUUUAUUUGCCAUAUAUAUUAUUAAAAGUAGUUGGUCAGUGCAAUUAUUUUAGUUCCUUCCUUAACACAAGCUCUGAGUAGAUAAUUUCACAGCUUCUCUCCUAGCCGCAGCAGCAGAAGUUCAGCCAGGUCAAUUUACUUAAAAGGAUAUCUCUUAAGUCCCCAGUUCUGAUCAUAAAAGAAUAUUGAUUGCAACAUGCUGAGGUUUGCAUCAACUGUCUAAAAUAUCUGUAAUUUCUAUUUAUUUUAACUAUAAUAUUAAUUGCAUUUAUGUGAUUUCUCAAGUAUCCUUAAGGGAAUGUCUCAUUUAGCUAACUUCACUGUAAUAUAAUAUAUAUAUAUUAAUCAAAUAUAUUUUUUAAAUACGAGUAAUCAUAGGAAACUGAUCUUUUGGUGGUCAGGCAAUGAACAAUAAGAUAGAUAACAUGCCAUGUCCAUUUUAAGCCGGUUUGUUAAUGUACGUAAUUAGUUGUGAGCUCGAAUGACCUCCGUUUUGUUACCCGGAGUCAUGAGUCACUACCAGGGCAGUUUGAAGGGAAUGAUCUGCAUUUUUAUCAUUUGGAGCUGCUGACUGUGGAGUAUAAGAGUCUCUCUUCAGUUAUUGGCUAUAUAAAACCUGAAAGCUGGUCUUCUUUCUGAAAUCUGAUACAUGUUAAUAACUAUUUUAAAUAUCCGAAAAUCUGCUUCUCCUGAUACAGUUACAUUGUAGUUUUGCAUUGAAAGUAUCCAUGUAACUGCAGAAGUAUAAAGGCUGGAAAGGUUCAAAACUCAGGGUUAAUACAAUGUUUCCUUACCUCUGUAAUUUCAGUACCCAACAGCUCUCUCAGGCUGAGCUGUUUCCUGUACAUAUGCUUCCCAGAUGUCUUUGAUGCUCAGAAACGCUUUGGUUUGACUUGGAAUAACUUCCGCUGGCUAACUAUAAUGUUGUUUUCUUUCUCCUUGCAGGCCAGAGUUGUUCUUAUUUUGCUUUUACUCAAUUUCUGGGCAUAUACUGAGUGAGAAAUCAUGAGAAUCCAUUCAAAUACUAAUAACAGAUAAGCACAUUUAUUUACUGGAUUGUAUGCACAGGAUGAGGAUUUUGGCACAGUCCUCAGCUCCAGUUAUUGCUGUUUAUGUUUAAUGGGAGAAGCUAAACUACCUUUCUUCAUAAAGGAGGUAGGUUUUAAAUUUUAUUUGUGCUGCUGUGACCCCUUUGGUGAAGAGCCGAGACUCACCCUUUCAUUAUGGAACCCAGCAGCUACUGUUGCUUUUCAGUUAUAAGCCAAAUCUGUUGGGAAGAGGGAAUGAGCAGCCUCAGAGGAACCUUCCCAUCUUCCUGAACUGUCAAACAGAAAUGUUAUGGCAUUAUGUGGCAGUGUGAGUGGGAACGUAUCUCCCAAAAGGCACCUGCAUACCACAUCUGGGGGGUCAUCUGUGAGAAGACCACAGAUGUCAAUGGAGAGUUGUUGACAUAGUUCCUGUGCUUGAUUAUUGUGGAAACUCGUGGAACAAUAGCUUCUGUUUUGCUUUCACACUUUUACUGACUAGAAUUUUAAUUUGGUGUCAUCACUGUGUGGCCAUGAAGAGGUUAACCUAGCUCCCAACUUUUCUUUGAGUUUUCUUCCUCUUUUUUAAGCCAAAUCAUAAAGCCAGUGAGAUUGUGGAGCUGUGGUUGUCUGCAAGCUUCUUAAUGGCAGUCAUGUGAAAAGGUCACUAAGCUUCCGAUACCAGCUCUUGAUCAAGAAAAGCUCUGUCUGUUUAUUACAGGGUGUGUCCAGUGGGUUGAGGAAGGUCAUUCUGCCCUAGUGAGAGCACAUCUGGAGUAUUGUGUCCAAUUCUUGACUCCCGAGUUCCAGAGGGACAGGGCUAUUCUGGAAAGAGUCCAAUGGAGGCUAUGAGGAUGAUGAAGGGACUGGAACACCUGCCUUGAGAGGAAAAGCUGAGAGAACUGGGACUGUUUAGUCUGGAGAAGACAAGACUGAGAGGGGACCUUAUUAAUGUAAAUAAGUAUCUGAAGGGUGGAUGUGAAGAAGGAGGGGCCAAUCUCUUUUCAGUGGUGCCCUCUGGUAGGAUGAGGGGCAGCGGGCACAAACUGAAGCACAGGAGGUUCCACCUCAACAUGAGGAAGAACUUCUUUCCUGUGAGGGUGACAGAGCCCUGGGACAGGCUGCCCAGAGAGGUGGUGGAGUCUCCUUCUCUGGAGACGUUCAGGACUGGAUGCAUUUCUGUGUGACCUGCCCCAGAUGAUCCUUCUCUGACAGAGGGGUUGGUCUCGAUGGUCUCCAGUUGUCCCGUGCAGUCCUGACCAUUCUGUGAUUACAAGCCAUGACAGAAUCCAUUAAGAUAUUUUGCCUCAGUUCCUUUGCAGAAUAUAAUAACAUCCUAAGAGUUCAAGGAGAGCCCUAACUCUCUUCUGAUGGGAUUACGAAGGAUAGCUCACACUCUUCCAAAAAUGAGUAUGUUACAAGCUAACACAUAGCCUUUUUUGUUGUUCUUCCAGCUGUUCUACAGUGCCAGUCCAGCACAGGUACCUGUUCUGCUGCCACUGGUACAGUGUUUGCUCUGCUGGAACUUGGCACUGAGAGCACACAAAAGCAGAAAAGAGCAUGAAGAGCUAGAUGGUGGGGGUUUAACUUGUUGCUUUUCCAAAUUUUUGUACCAGAAUUUUUAGUUUUGUUUAAUUUUUUUUAAAAUAAUAAUGCAAUACUUUUAUUAAAAACAAAUAAGCAUUUAUGUUCCAAAGAGAGCCAUAAAGAAAUAUUUGCAGCGUGGUAAACUUUAGCAGACUUCCUAAGAAAAAUAGCCUGGAAGAUAUCCCAAGCCUGUUAGGAUUUUUUACUGCAUCUUUUGACAUGACUUCAUGAAUUCCUGGGGGUUUUUUAAUAAUAAUUUAUUUUCGGCUGUGCUCACAUGUAUCCUGCCAAAAUGAAACUUCCCUUCAGGAGGAUUUUGUGCACCUUUUCUCUCUUAGAGCACCUGGAUUAACUGUCAUAAAAGACAGAAGUACUACACUGGAAGGAUUUUGGACUGUCCCAGUCUGGCCACGUGUAAAUUCCUAACCUAUGAAAAACCUGCCUACCUGUCCCGCUUCAGUUCCAGCUCUUUUUUCCUUGCAGCUGCCUGGACUUUCUCCAGACCCUAAGUGUGACUAAAAAUACUGUGGCACCACACAGGUAAUGCUUUAGGUUUGAAAUUAAUACAAUCUUUCCCUGUCUAUUACCACUUCAGCUAUUAAUCUUUUUUUUCAAAAAGUUCUUUUUCUUUCCUGUGCAGCACUUGGCAGGUUGACACAGAGAGGUUGAUACUCCCUUCUUUUUUUCUUAAACUUGUAUUUAGUUCCUCAACUGUAAAUUGUAUGGAAAUUGGAUAUAUGUACUUGGCAAAGAAUAUCUGUGUUUUUCAUUCUCAGUUAUCCCAGGUUGGGCUGUUGCUCUGACCCAUUGUUUUGUUGAAGUAUUGUUGACUCCUAUUUGAAGUCAUGUAGUGUUAACCAAAAUAGGCUGUGGCUUGGGCUAAUUUAUAGCCACUUUUCUCCUCAGUACAGCAGCUGAAAUCCAGCAACCUGUAGCCUCCCCAGCAGCCUGUGACUGGUGUUUUGUCCAGUUUAUAGUGAAGAGUUUUGGGUGAGUCACUUGAGGAUCAUUUCAGCCUGGCCAAGGAAAUUGGUGUGGUGGAAGGGAAACUGAAGCUGCUCCCUGAAGAAUAAAUAGCAAUGAGCUGGAGCAGCAAUGAUGGGAAGUACCUCCAGGUAUUCUGUAUCUUGGGGCAGCAAUUUUUGCACCUAAUUUCCCAGUUUGAAUGAUCUCACCACAGGAUAAGGACACAGAGGAGUGUUCCAACCAUCUGUAAUUUCAGGUUCUAUUUGUUGCCCUCAACAAUUGACAAUAUUAUCUGCCUGUUCCAAUUUAACCAUAGCAUUUUUAUUUUUUUUUCAAAUCUGGUGUAAUUAUUUAGAACAUUCUCUGAAAAGAUGUUCAGAACCCAUGGGCUGUUAGUCUGACCUUUGCAAGUGAAACACCAUGGUUCCUUUCUGUUCAGUCAGGCCACUACUCCCUUGCCAUUGUAGCUCCUUGCAGGCACUUCCUUGGGCUUGAGGGUAGAAAGGGGCAGUCAAGAGUUCUAAAAACAAAUGUGUCCUGUUUCCUGGCUGGAUGGAGUACACACUGUCUUUCCAUCUACUGUAGCACUCUAAAUGCCUGUUUCCUCUUGUUCUUAGAAUAGAUGUUUAUAUAGGAGACUGAUAUAAAGUACAAUGGACUCUGCCUCUGGAACCAAAGGUCACAUGCACACGUGCAUUUCAUUUUAAAUGCUAAUAAUUUCAAAUUACUUCUUAACAAAAUAUUUUAGUAGGCUAAGAGGAAAAGGCAGAAAUAUGCUUGUAGUGUUGUACUGCUGCAAAUCAAAAGCAUAAUUUUUUUUUUAAAAAAUUAUUCUUUGUCACUUCUUUCCCAUACAGUCACUUUUCUGUUCUGACGUUCCUUGGCUGUGGAUUGCUGUUUCAGUAGUCUUUCAGCAUCCAAAAAUUUCAGCUUGUGUGUAACUUCGGUUUGGUUUUUUGGCAUCAGGACAUCUGAUUUUUGUAAGAUCUCAGCAGAAUGAUUCAUUGUUUGGUGUUAGGGAAAUACAGAAUCAUUGAAUGAUCUGGGGGGAAGGGACCUUCCAACUCACCUAGAUCCAACCCCCCUGCAUGGACAGGGGCACCUCCCACUAGAGCAGGUUUCUCAAAAGCACAACAUUGCUACUAAGCACUACAUAAAUAAGAAAGGAGAAGCAUUAUUCUGGUUCCAUUCUUAUGGAGGAGGCCAGUGGUGUUUUCCUCAGUUUCCCUUUUGGCCCGAGGUCUGCACCCCCUCCAGCAGCGGGCACGUCCCUGCCAGGCGGUGCCGCAGCCACCCGGGGCACUUGAAGUGCAGCCUGCCUCUCAUUUCUGGCAUGAUGGUACUUCCUAAAUCAAAACCAGUAUGGGCUAAAACUGUGUGAAGAAAUGCUGCUGAAUUGUUUCCACAUCGUGUCAAUAGGCCUGGAAGAAGGACAAGGGCCUUGGAGGUUCCAAGUCUGGCCCACUCUGAAUGCAUUUGCAACAGCUAGUCCUUCCCCCCCUGGCCUUUUUCUCUCCCCAUGGAUAUCUCCUCCCCACCCUCAGUGCUCCUUCCCUUGCUGGUAGGGGAGGGAUGGGGAUGAACAAGAACAUUAAUUACUUUCUCAUGACAGCCUUCUUUCAAAUUAGUGUGAGAGGCCAGGAAGUCUAUAAAGUAGGUAUGGUUUGGCUUGGAGGUUUUGCUUUGUCUUUAAGUGUCUUUAUUUUCAUUUUAUGCUUCAAAGUCUGACUUUUAUACAGUAAUUCUGUAGGUGUUACCACUUCCUCAGGAACCUGUGACUCAGUCAGCGUGUAAAUGCAAUGACAUCACUUGUUUGAAUUGCCUGUUUCCUAAAUAGGGACUGUUGGGUUUUCUUUUAAUACUUGCAGCUUUAUUUUGAGGGUUUGUUGUUGUGUUUUUUUUUUUAAGAGGGGAAGAGGAUGAGGGGUUUUAAUUAUCUUAAGGCAGCCUGGCCAUUUUAAGUAACCACACUGCAUGUGUUUGAACCUUUUGAGUUGCUGAAAUCACCAAUAUUGAAGUUUACUUGAAACAGGAGGUCUGCAUUUCUGCACAGGCUGUUUAUGAAUGAAAUAGUUGUAAUUAGGUCUUACAGAGGUUCCGUUAUUAUAAAGCAUUUGUCAUUCACUCCUGAGCUGUAGGGGAGAGGGGAAAGGAAAAGGCUUGAGCAUCAUUUUCCAUUAUUAUUUUGUAAGUAAAUGCAAACAAAAGAGAAUGUGUUUUCACUGCUACUGGGCAGUUUUAAUGGAUCUCCCUUGCUCUCAAUAGCAGCACAGGAGACUGAGGGUAGAUUUCAGUGUUUCCUUCCCUCCAGCUGAUACUUUUCAAUGAUCAUGCUGUAUAAAUACAUGGGUGGAACAGGAGGAGCCAGAGGGAAGUUUGCUGCCCUGCCUGGAAGCAGUGGCUGCAGCAGGUAGGUGUGCUCCAGGGGGCAGGGCAGCCUGCCUGGGCUUUUCUUCCCAGCACAGAACCCCAGUGAUGUCACUGCAGGAGCUGGCUGUCAAACUGCUGUGAAAAGGAACGCCAGGAAUUCUUGGCAUCAAAGGAAUGUGACAAGCUGGGUGUCUGUCUAGGUUAUGUAUUCAUUGUGUUCAUGGGCUGGCUAUAAAAGUCUUGCAUGUAUUUAUUGUUGUGAGUAAAGGAUCCCUGUCCUUUUGUUCAAGGAGCAGCAGUCUGGGGCUGCAGAGGUGUCAGGGCAGCUCAGACUUGAGGUACAGCCUUUUGGUCUUGCUUUAGUUGGACAGGUUCUCCCUGAGCAGUGCCAUCGUGGCUGCUCUUUGAAAGACACCUCAAAGAAAGCCCAUGUGUUCAGGGAGGUGGUAGCAGUGACUGCAUAGGUAAUGGUCUGUCUUCCAGUUAUGUCAAUCCAGGUCAAACCUUGGCACUAUUAAGAACCACAUAAUUGUAGUUAUUUUUCAGGUGACACACUAGACCAAAGUCCUAAAAAAAGCUUCUGUAAAAAAGCUUCUGUUUUUUUAUAUAUAUAUUUAAUUUUAAUUUAUUUCAUCCUUUAGGACUGAAUUUAGGAAGGUGGGAAUCUUCCUAAAGUUGCUGUUCAGCUUCCCCUGGAUCCUUCAUUUUCUAAAUGACCUUUGUGCUGGGGUCAUACAUGCUUUUAAUGAAAACCUCUCUACUCAAGUCCCAGCCAAGAGCUGUUAGAGCAGUAGUUGGAUAUCCUUAUUGGUACUAAGCUGGAAUUCUUUGGGAUGAUAGAUGGUAUAAAUGUAAUAACAUUACAAUGAUUUGGUCCCACAGACAUAAGGACAUUUUUUUCCUUAUUAAAAUGUUGGCUAUCACGUGUCCCUUGCCUGCAGUGAGGCAGUAUUUGUGAUUUUCUCUAGGGCUGUAGUGAGGAAGGAGUGAGCUAUAUGUGCUGAGCCCUGCAGGGCAGCAGCUGAUCUGUGUUCACAGCCAGCUGCCCACAACACUUCUGUGCUUUCAGCAUCCCUGAGAUGUCACUACCUCCCUGGCUGUGUUUGGGUGAGGAGCAGUUCAGCAGUGGUUACCAACCAGAUGUUGCAAACUUGAGAGGAUUCUUUGUAGCCAUUGGCUAGGAGAAGCAGGGAGCAAGUCAAAUGCUGCUGUGUUCAGCAGUUCCCUGUCACUGCCAAUUUAGGUUCCUGUUAUUAGUAUUUGGAAACGUCAUUAAGAGAUUCUGAUAGAUAACAUCAAGAUAAGCAGUGCUUAAUAAUCAGCAAGGAAAGCAGGGUAACAAAGUACUAUUGAGCUGAGGUAUUGGAAAAGGAUGGAAAAGAAAGUGAUUUGAAUGUCACUUGAGUGUCAGGAGGGGCUGACACUCAUGCCACAAGGACACGCAGCAGAAUGUUGUUUCACAAGAUGACCAAAUUACUGGUGUAAAAUUAUUUUGUUGUGCUAUAAUAGGAGAUGAUUGUGACUUCAGAAAUUUCCUAAGCCAAAAUGUUGUGUUCUAGCUUUCACAGUUUUGAGAUUAAUGUGAUUAGUUAUUGUGAUUUUUAAAAACACUUAAUUAGAGCAACUUUGACCUCUCCAUAAUAGUCAUAGACAUGGGAAGCUGAAUUGAGGCAGAGCCCAUGGGCUGUAUCUCCAGUGAAGGCAAGGGCAGUCACACCAUCUCCACCUCCCCUCUGGUCUCUGAGCUUUGUUUGGUAGAGUCUCUUUUGCUGACUAAGUGCCUGGUACAGCAAGACCAGCCUUGAUUGCAUCAGAUAUGCCAUGGAAUAGGACAGGUAUUACAGAGGAUACAGGUGUAUCUCAUCUCAACAUUGUCUACUAAAGCCUUUUAAUUUAAUCAGUUUGGACAAGGAGUUCAGAUGUGGUUAGUUGAAUUAAUUUACCUGAAUUUUUGGAUGCUCUAAACUCAACUUUGAUGAUGUCUUAAACUGGGUUUUGGAAUUCUAAAAGGAGUCUGAUCUCCAAUGUAAAGACAAUCUUAUAUUAAGCAUGUAUUUUAAAAGUUCUUGUGUGUAAAAGAGGAUUAAAUAAACCUGUUGUUAACUUUUAAA
This is a messenger RNA of Apus apus (common swift), 11667 nucleotides long. RefSeq names its product autophagy related 7 (gene ATG7). Lineage: Eukaryota; Metazoa; Chordata; Aves; Apodiformes; Apodidae. Gene Ontology annotation, cellular component: cytoplasm; phagophore assembly site. The transcript has 19 exons. Gene Ontology annotation, molecular function: Atg12 activating enzyme activity; Atg8 activating enzyme activity. The coding region runs from base 89 to 2428 and encodes 779 amino acids. The record is from RefSeq and is a predicted model, not a curated record. Gene Ontology annotation, biological process: autophagy of mitochondrion; cellular response to nitrogen starvation; piecemeal microautophagy of the nucleus.